UACCGAAAGUAUUUUUAAAACCAUUUCCAUUCUCCGUCAUUCUCCCUCAUUCAUUUUCAGUCUUUCGGAACAAGCGUGGAAAGUGGGUCUGUUAAAGUUUUUUUUCAAGAUAUAGCAUCGUAAAUAUACAUAUACAUAUAGAUCGGGCGAGAGCAAUCGAAAUCUUUCAAAAUCAAAUCUUCACUUUCCUUGGAAAAAAGUGCAAUAUGACCGCCAUAGGCACCAAUCAUCUGUACGAUGAACCCAUGGUAAUGGAGGAAUUCAUCAGCUGUUAUCGACAUUUCACCGCUUUGUGGGAUAGCAGCAGUCCUGACUACCUGUCAAAACAGAAAAAGGAACCCGGCUAUCAGGAACUAUUGAAAAUCCUAAGACGCGUCAAUGGCGGUUGUUCCGUUCAGGAUGUUAAACGCAAAAUCAACUCAAUCAGAUGCUGCUAUCGUCGCGAAAUCAAGAAGGUACAGGCCUCCACGGUUGGCUAUAAGCCGCGUCUCUGGUGGUUCCAUCUAAUGGACUUUUUGAAGCCGGUCCUCAACAUCACGUCGCCGGUCAGGGUGAAAUCGGAGAGCAUGGACGACAGUCCCGACGAGACUAGCAUUCAUGACGAUGAUAUGUUUUCGGAGUCCUUUCAUACCGAAGAGGAUGUACUACGUCUUGAGGUCGGGGCCGAUGUCGAAGCGGAACCCGAACCGGAACCGGAACACGAUCAGGAACCCGAGGUGGAAACCGCUAUACGCCUCAAAUCGGAGCACAAGGUCGAAGAUUAUCAGGCGAAUUCUUUGGUAACCGUGAAGAGUAGUCCGUAUGCCAAUACGUCAAGUUCCUCCGCCCACCUGCGACACAAUUCCGAACCGAUGACUCGUAUCCGUAUCCGGCGAAGACGUAGCAGUAAUGACACCGAUUACGGGCAAUCAGCGAGGAAGCGUAGAGUCGAGGAGAUACCGGAUAGGGAUAGGGAUCGGGAAAGAGACAUAGAACGGGGGCGAGAUAGAGAUAGGAGCAGGGAAAGUGAGAGCGAGAACGAGUGCGACCUAAUCGGCAGGCGGAUGGCCACCCACUUCCGGCACAUGAGACCGGAUCAGCGCCUCUUCGCCGAACGGAUCAUCAGUGAAGUGCUUGUCUACGGCCGGAUGAAUCGUCUGUCGUUCGAGGCCCGCUUUCUUCCGGCGGGAAAAUAAAUACUGCCUUGUAAAAUCCACAAAACAACUUAGUUUUUGGUCCUAUUUCGAAUUAUAAUAUUAUUUUCAGAAAUAUUUCUGUACCAAGUAUUAAUAAUAUAAUUUCGUUCAAACCCCUUUUUCUUUCGGCGGGAAAAUAGGUAUAGCCUUGUAAAAUCCCCAAAACAACUUAGUUUUUGGGCCUAUUUCAAAUUCCAAUAUUAUUUUCAGAAAUAUUUCUGUACCAAGUAUUAAUAAUAUAAUUUCGUUCGAAGCCCUCUUUCUUUCGGCGGGAAAAUAGGUAUAGCCUCGUAAAAUCCCCAAAACAACUUAGUUUUUGGGCCGAUUUCGAAUUAUAAUAUUAUUUUCAGAAAUAUUUCUGUACCAAGUAUUAAUAAUAUAAUUUCGUUCGAAGCCCUCUUUCUUUCGGCGGGAAAAUAGGUAUAGCCUUGUAAAAUCCCCAAAACAACUUAGUUUUGGACCUAUUUCGAAGUUCAAUAUUAUUUUCAGAAAUAUUUCUGUACCAAGUAUUAAUAAUAUAAUUUCGUUCGAAGCCCUCUUUCUUUCGGCGGGAAAAUAGGUAUAGCCUUGUAAUAUCCCUAAAACAACUUAGUUUUGGACCUAUUUCAAAUUCUAAUAUUAUUUUCAGAAAUAUUUCUGUAUCAAGUAUUAAUAAUAUAAUGUCGUUCGAAGCCCGCUUUCUUCCGGCGGGAAAAUAAAUACUGCCUUGUAUUAUCAAAA
Molecule: messenger RNA, 1895 nt
Organism: Drosophila suzukii
Lineage: Eukaryota; Metazoa; Arthropoda; Insecta; Diptera; Drosophilidae
Source: RefSeq, a predicted model, not a curated record